Cyclospora cayetanensis is the source of this 441-nucleotide messenger RNA. RefSeq names its product 13 kDa deflagellation-inducible protein. The record is from RefSeq and is a predicted model, not a curated record. Bases 1 to 441 code for a protein of 146 amino acids. Gene Ontology annotation, cellular component: ciliary basal body; centrosome. The transcript is spliced from 4 exons. NCBI's taxonomy places the organism in Eukaryota, Apicomplexa, Conoidasida, Eucoccidiorida, Eimeriidae.
AUGGCCAUUUCAAACACGAAUCUGCACAACUACAACCACGAGCUCGUGCAGUGCAUUGACGACCUCAAAAGGAAGCGGGAUGAAGUCAACCGACAGAUAGAGGAGGAGGAGCAAGACAAGGAGAAGAUACAGAGGGAGAUCGAGCUGUUACAAGAACGCCUGCAACGUAUCAAGGAGAGUCUGGCUCGCAAGAUUCACGCGCGCUGCGAGUACGAUAAGACGAUUCAGGAGACAGAGGGAGCUUAUACCAAGAUCCUGGAGUCCGCUCAGACGCUGCUCCAUGUUCUCAAAAGAGAAUCCGUGCACCUCAAUCGCCGCACAGCCAUACCGGAUUCUCUACCCGUAUCUCAAACAACCCGCAGCCCAGGACCGCCAGGAAAUGCCGCCAGGGUUCCUCUUCAAGGAGCGCGAGGUCUCAGUUCCUCAGCUCCACAUGAAUAG